Molecule: messenger RNA, 6302 nt
Organism: Labeo rohita (rohu)
Lineage: Eukaryota; Metazoa; Chordata; Actinopteri; Cypriniformes; Cyprinidae
Gene: ajap1
Product: adherens junctions associated protein 1
Exons: 6
Coding region: 767-1930 (387 amino acids)
Cellular component (GO): plasma membrane; adherens junction; cytoplasmic side of plasma membrane
Molecular function (GO): beta-catenin binding
Source: RefSeq, a predicted model, not a curated record
AUGUGAGAGAGAGGGAGUGAGGGUGGAUAGCGCGCACAGUGGUGAUAACACUAUCUAUCUAUCUAUCCAAAUGACGAGCGUCGCUUUCACGCGCUCCACUCAUCACGCGCCGUGAAGUGGUGUUUCAUUCCUCACUUGGGGUUUUUUCGCGUCACUGGUUUAUUUGAGCUCUAAAAACAUUGCGAGAACUAUCGAAGAGCUUCUUCAGCCGAUGUAGGACAUGGUUUUGCGCCACGGAAAUCUCGAUGUUUUAUCUUGCGUUUUUGCCUGCGCUCGUUCUCAUAACAAUGUAGAGAAAGUGCGCGGUGACCGCGAGCACAGCGCACGGGCGAUGUUGACGCUGUCACCUUGCCGCCUGGUCCCCAUAGCGUCUUGACUUUUUUUUCCAGUGGAGUAUAAUCAAGACGAACUUGUGAAUGUAAAAGAAGGCGGCUGUUGAGAAGCAACUGAACCGUCCAGCUGCCCACGCUGCCGCUGCACAUCCGUGCGCACUUCUGAGGAGAAAAACAGCGAGCAACUAAAAAAGGGGACAAGACGCGUCCUUGUUUUUUCGUGAAUAUUUCGCCCAGUCCUCGUUUGGUGCGCUCUGGAGAGACGUGGAGCUAUUUCAAGCUUUCUGUUUCUCGGGAUAUAUAACAUUAGAAUGCUAACAUUUGGAGUAAGGUGUCUAACUUAAGGUGACCAUUACGUUCGAGCGUCGACGUUUGUUGGAACGCAUAAAUGGACGAAUACCAGGAGGACUGAUUCGGAAUUGUUGUCUGGAAAAAUGUGGCUGAAACGGUGUGUCACACGCAGUUCCAUGGUUGCAUGGAGACCUGGAGGAAUGCUGGGAUGUAGAAUGUGGAUCUUCUUCAUCCUUGUCCAUCUCACAAUGGAUCUGUCUCUGUGUGCACCAUCAGGCCAAGGGCUCACCCUCAAACUACUGCCCAGAUCAGUGCCCCGCCGGCAACCGCAUCCUCUGCCCAGUUGGGACACGCUAACCGGCCAGCACUUGAGGACUCUGGGUGUCUUGCAUCGCGGUGUUCCCCCUCCCUUGCCAUCACUAGGCAAUCACGGGGAGCUGGGGGGCACCAAACUGUGGGGGCGGAAAAACCGCCGCUCGCUCCAAACACGACAACUUUGUGCAGAGUGCCAAUUGACCCCCUCCGACAAAGGAAAGUCGGUUGCAUUACCAGAGGGGAGUAAAUCUGAUUUAAAUCUGCAUUUAUCUCGCUCACGGAGGCAGCUGAAAGGGGACGGCUAUGACUCCCUGGAGGGGAGGACCACCACAGUGGCAGGAUUUAUUGACUGGGGCCCGACAGGGGCCGACGAGGGCCUCGAGGAGGAGGCGAAGGUGAUCCCGAAUGCCACCGUCACCUCUUUAGCCCCUUCCACCACCACAGUUACCGUAACUAGCACUACCACACGCAGCCCCCAAAGGACGUAUGCGGUGCUUACAACCGCGCAUCCUAAGAGGCACAGCACCACACAGCCAAGCAACUCCAGAGUGACUGCCAAACCGCCGAAACCUUUUGGGGACACACCAGGUCUGGCUGUUCACCAGAUCAUCACCAUCACUGUGUCCCUCAUCAUGAUCGUUGCAGCCUUGAUCACUACUCUAGUCCUUAAAAACUGUUGUGCGCAGUCCGGGAAUGGCCGACACAGCAGCCAUCAGAGAAAGAUCAACCAGCAAGAGGAGAGCUGUCAAAACCUGACCGACUUCACGCCCGCCCGCGUGCCCAGUAAGGUGGACAUCUUCACCGCCUACAACGACAGUUUACAGUGCUCGCACGAGUGCGUGCGGGCCGGCAUACCGGUGUACACGGACGAGAUGAUCCAGCACACACCCAUCUACAAGACCUCCUACAAUGGAAACAGACCGUCGCCCACUGAAAGGCAGCUAAUCCCUGUGGCCUUUGUGUCUGAGAAAUGGUUCGAGAUCUCCUGUUGAGGCCCUUUUACUACCUUUGGGUUGAGCCCACGUCUUCAAUUUGUGCCCUGGAUCUCAUUGGAAAACCUGUGAAUCAAACACAAAAGACUCUUAAAACACAAAGCAAAACAAAACCACAACAACGACAAGCAAUUACAGAGCUGGGAAGCGAGACGAACAGGCAGUUUUGUACAAAAGUUGGAUCUCUAGAAGCGGACUGAAGAUGUUUAUUUUUCUAGACUGACGCAGUGCUAUGGAUACCACUCCCAAAUUAUUUUCCAUAGACAUGUGAUCAUUUUAGAGAUGAUAUACCUAGAGCUGAUAUAUUAUAUACGUGUAUUACUGCACAUGUGGGUGCGCUGGAGCGGAGAGGCCGCGGGGACGCUCUCUGACACGAUACGUCUGCUUGUGUGGAGAAAAGACUCUCUUGAACUUUGUGCCAAUAAUGCCAUUAUGUGCCACUACAUAUAUAGAUGGGACGCGUUCAGUUUUGUGGAAAAUUACAGACACAUCAAGUAAUUUCAGUGACUGUCUCCCAAUAUCAAUCUGUCAUCCGUUUUUGUAUAAAAAGUAUCAAUAUGUAUUUGAAAUAUGUUUUGAAAUAGCUGAGGAAACGUGUUACAAAUGUCCAAAAAAUAUUUAUAUGGAGCACUAUUCAUUUAGAUGAGAAAAAAAAAAAAAAAAACCCAGUGAGGAAUAGUAUACCCAGGUUUUAAUUUCACUACAUUGUUACUAAGCCCCGUUUUAAAGGAAUAGUCUCUAUUUUUGUACAAACGAGGUUACUUAUGAAUCAGACAGACCCAAUUCAACAGGACUCUUGGGACUGUUAAUCUGCGAGUGGAGGUUCAAUGAAACGUCGAAUUUAUUUUUUAUUUAUUUAUUUUUAUUAAAGGCUACCAAACGACGUGGAAGCCAGAUACAGUAUUCAUUUAAAAGCUUAUUUGAUUUGCCAAAGCCAUGCUUCAGACGCUUCUUAAGUUUUUUUUUUUUUAUUUAACUGAUGAGAAAUAACAUGUACGGGUUAAUCAUGUUUACGGACUCACAGAUCCUCAGAGAGGUGUUUGAUACCUGAGAAUUACCAGACAACUGUUAGUUCGAGGUCGAUCCUAAAUAACACAAUCUAUUAAAAUAGCUAAUAAACCUCCUCUAUGCUUUAAUUACAAAGCUUAAUUUGAAUAAAUCACCAGACAAUUAUCAGCCUUGUGCAUAGACUCCUAACGGACAUAAUAUUGUUUACUUUCUUUUCGUGCCUAGUAAUUUGUGCCAACUUGUGUUUACUUCUAUAUUUCAAUUUGAAACAAAACCAUGAAUGUCCCUUUCAUUGUGUGCUACGUGUUUUAAUUUAAGCUAAUAGUUUAUCAUCACAGUUUGAUUUAUUUGAGCAGAACUGACUGAAAGGCAAACACUCCAUCAGCAGAAACAGAAACGUCUAGUGCCAAUCAUUUUAACAGCAAUCCGAAAUGCAGUAAUACACAAACAGCACGAAACUUGCCAAUCAGUUUCAUGUAUUGAUAAGUCAGCAGGAAAAACGACACUUGUGUGCGUGUGUGUGUGACAGAGAGAGAGAGAAUGUGUGUAUGAUCGCAACACUACUCAAGCAUCACUAGACCAAAGAGCUCCGCUGUGGGUAGCAGUACGUCAGCAGGACAGUUAUUCUGCACAUGACGAGUAAAGAAAAUAAGAGUGCGGAUAACUAUUAUUUUAUCCCAAAACAGAUGGUUUAAUGGUUACAAUUACAUAUUGUACAAAGGCAAACACUGUGAGCGAGGAAAAUAGUUGUUUGCAAUAGUCUGUCACUGAAAGUGAAAUGUCUUGGAGUAACUUUAAUCAUAGGUUUAUAACAAGUAGAGAAUUGUGAUUCCUGUUUUCAUCCUUGGAAGACAGCAAUACAUAUAAAGUCAUGUCGAAGCAUUUCUUUUUUUUUUCCCUCCCUCUCCACAAUUGUCUAUAAUCGACCAAUUUAACAGAUCAUGUGAACCGCACUGGCCAAUCAUGUUAGCUGUUUAGAAAGGUACUAAUUAUAUACUGGAACACUAAAGCUCUGUAUUAUGUACAUGUGUAAAUGUGUUUUCUAUAUAUUUACCUCUAUUCUAUCUUGUGUUUUUUUUAUCCUCUUUUUCACAGGAUCAGAGGAUUUGAAAGUUCAAAACCGAUUUUUUGUUUACAUUGCAUAAGCCACUGCACACGUUACAGACAGAAAAAUAUACACUGACGUUGUGCCAAGCCUCAAAAACACUGUUGUUUCUGCAGUAGCUGUAGUUCUCUUAAACGUCAUGGGUUAGGCAUUUUUAAGUAAUGGACCUUUAUCACACUUCCGUGUUUGAAAAGCGGAAGUUUCAAAUAGUAGCGUAAAAAACUUCCGCUGCAGCCUUUUUCAAUGGCACGAGAUAGUUGUGAUUUAUUAACGUAAAAUUCAGCACAGAUACGUCUUCUAAAAAUACCAAACUCCGAAUAUUGUGAAACCAAGGCUUCAUGAUAUCCCGACGUAUAUUUCGCGACUUAAAGGAGAGAGUGCAAGUCAUACUGUGUGCGUAUGCGUAACACUUCAGAGUCUGACCACAUUAUGUUAUUAAAAAACUGCAAGAAAACAAUACAAACAGCAUUUCACCUUAAAGAGCAUGUCAGUUAGCCAAUGAUUAAAAUAUUAAUUACGACUAAAGACUGUGGGAAACAUACAUUCAACAAUAAUGCUCACAUUUUUCAAGCACGCACUUUACAAUCCAACCCUCAACAGUUACGUCAAAUUAAAGUUGUUCAAAUAAAUGAUUAUUUCCAGCCCAUAGACGAUUAUUCCAAAACAGUAUUGAUCAUCAUAAAUUAUUCAUAUACUCUGUGAUUGAGUGUGUUUAUUGAAUAGCAUUAUACUUUAUAUAAAAACGGGAGGUAAAUCAUAAAUAUACUGCAGGAAUAAACAAAUUAAUACUAAAGAUAAAAUGUGAAUCACUCCGAUUAUUAUUUAGAGCACUGCGUUUCAUUUAGGCCAUGUCCACAACAAUCCACAUCUUUUUCUCUCCGUUUUGGCCUUCCGUCCACACUGAGACGGCGUUUUUGGUCAAGGAAAACUGAGUUUCUUAAAACACUCUCCAAAGUAGAUAAAUCUGAAAACGCCGUUUUCGCGUUGCAGUGUGGACUAUGAAAACUGAGGCUUUUGAAAAUGAUGACGCAUGUUUAGUCAUGUGACGCAUAUUGUACCAAUAGAUAUCUAUGUUUAUACCGAUAAUUGUGGCUAUUAUGUGCACUGCUAUGUGCUAUUCACUUCUACACUGCUGCUAAAGAUAUAUUUGUACACUCUUCAUAUUACAGUCCUAAAAAGAUGACAGAAAAUGUACUCAGUUUCUGUCCUGACUCCUGCAGCUGAACAUGAGGGCAGCUGCUUUUUUGAUCAAACAUGAGAGCGCGCGACAUGAGAUAUUUCCGUAAAUAAAUUGAUCCUGCCAAGAACUGCGUUAAAACUUCUUAUGUCUGUUUCGUCUAAGUGAGUUUUUACGCAUGCGCAUUAUGGCGAAUUUAACGUUUUCCUACGUUUCAGUGUGGAUGAGAAACAUUUGGAAAACGCUAGUGUGGACGGAGAGUGUUUUAAAACGAAAACUCAGUUUUCAAAUGUGUCCGGAUUAAUGCAGAUGUAGCCUUAAUCUCAUGACAGCCAACAGUGGCAGUGUCGAGCAGAUAAAGUUACACAUUAAAAUGAAGGAUGACAUACAUAGUGUGUCGGUAAAUAAUAAACGGUUUUGCAAAUUGCAAUUUAACUUUAAUUUUUAAAUUAGUUUAAUUUUCCUUACUAAAGUUGAGCCUGUUCAUUGACAAUAAUACAGGCAGAAAAUCCUUUACGCUACUAUUCGGAAUCGGAUGUGACGACGGGGACUGUGAUAAAGGUCUAUUGUCUGGCAGAUUGACAUCCAUGAGGAGUCCUUUUUAAUUUUUUUUCUUUCUUUCUUUUUGGUUAAAUUAAAAACACUUCAGGUGUUUUGUCAUUCUCUGUCUCCCAGAGAAUGAAAAUGGCUCCAAACCAUCUCAGUUGACAGCUCAAUAAACUAAACGUCAAUUAAAAAAAACACAAUAAGUCUAAACAGACGACUGGCCCGUGUGACAGCCGGCACAGGAGGAGAAGAUUUGUGCCGAGUCUGAUGAACAUGUCUGGAGUUUGACUGAGUGUGGAAUGUUGAUUCGUUCUUCAGUCUUGACAGAGCUCACAAUCAGCUGAACAAAAAACUGCUGGACUAAAGGUUAAUUGACUCAGUGCUAAGCCCCGCCUUAAAACGCUACUGACCAAUCCUACUGUACCUUAGCAAGCUGUUUGCCAUAUCACGAAACAAGCUUAUGGAAGCCCAGCUUUGUUAACACGUCAGUUUAUUUUGUCUAGAUUUAGCAUAACUUUAAAGAAAAAAAAAAACAA